AGUACGAAGUGUUUUGUGGUGUUUUGUUGAAAACAUAAAAAAGUGAAAAGUUUGCGAGUCCAAAUCUUGAGUUAACUUUAUUUAAAGUGUGCGGAAUUUAUUAAUAUUUCAUUUUAUAUUUACCUUAUAAUCAUAAUUAAUAGCAAAUCCUACAUUUUGUUCAUCUCCAAACUUUGCUUACAACUUGUGUUGUUUAUUUUUCCAAGUGGUGAAUUCCUCUAACUCCUGUUUACAAGAACGUAAAGUGUUUAUAUUAGCAAUGGCAGGUAGAAUGUACUUUAUCGUGGCGCUAAUAUGCGUUGUGCCCAUCGUUUAUGCUUGUAAUGAAGCUAUUUGUGCCAGUGUGGUGUCCAAAUGUAUGUUGACCCAGUCCUGCAAAUGUGACUUGAAGGACUGUUCCUGCUGCAAAGAUUGCUUCAACUGUCUCAGCUAUCUGUACAGUGAAUGCUGCAGUUGUGUGGACAUGUGCCCUAAACCAAAUGACACACACACUGAACUCUCAAAAACGUCUUAUGUGGAAGAGCUAGCUGACGGAGUGCCUGGCUUAUUCACCGCGCUGACGAGUGACAUUGACCCACAAGAGCGCUGGCUUUCCAUCACAUACCCUGUUGAUAUUGACUUGUCGGCCUAUAGGCCUACACCUGAGAAGCAACUGGUGUACCACUUGCAGAGCGUGGAGCAGGAAUCGGAGCCGGUGAGCCGCGACGUGGUAACGCUGAAUUGCACCGUGGCCUACAUGUCUCAGUGCAUGUCGUGCGACAAGUGCCGCGCCUCCUGCCGCUCUAUGGGCGCCAAUAGCUUGCGGUGGUUCCACGAUGGCUGCUGCGAAUGCGUCGGAGAAAAGUGCCUGCACUACGGAAUCAAUGAAAGCAGAUGUUUAUCCUGCCCCGGCGGGAAGGCGACCACAGACAACUCCAUAGACGAAGAUCUGACGUACGAUGACUUCGACUACGGCGAGGAAGUGGAUGCGCAGGCUUUAUAAAUGCCAUGAACGGUAAAAAAAUAUUAUGUACCCGCCACAAUAUUAAUAAUUAAGUUUACAGUUGUAAAGUACCUCGGUGAAAAUCAAAUUCUUCCAGAUAUUCAUAGAGUUAACAUUAAGAUAAGACUGAAAUGAGUAUUUUUGAAAUUUUCCGUCUUUAGCUAGCCAGUCAAUGUGUAUUAAGGCAGACAGAUAAAAUAACACAAAAAUAUUUGAUGUAGAAGGUUUUAUAAUGUGCUGCUUGGUUUCGCACUCGUGAUUAAAAACCGGGUGCUAAGUGAGGAUAAAAUGGUCUAUUUAAACAAAUAUACCUAUUCCAUAAUAGCGCACAGCGCCAUCUAUCCAUCACAGCAAUUUAAUGCAAACAUAUCACAUUUUUACGUACAAAAUAUUUUAUAAAAUAUCUACUUAUUCCGAAAUAAUAUACUUAACUUUCCACCCAAUUUAAUGUCUACUUAAUCAAUCGUUCAACGAAGUAAUAUUUCGUCAGAUAUAAGUUUAUAGUGGAACUAAAAUAAAGAAUUCGUAGCGUUUAAGAUCUAAAUCACAUUUAUUUAUUAUUGAUAGAAAUCAGGGAUGUAAUGUAUUAAUGGAUAUUAGUAUUUUACUCGUAGUUUUAUUUUUAAUAUUUGACAUAGUAGGGUGAUUUACACCAUUAUUUUUUUUAUAUUGCACUACGAUAUUUAAAGCUUCUAUGGUCGUAAUAAUUUUAAUCUGAAAUUAUUUUUUAUUUCGAAAGUUGAAAAUUAAGAUCUGAUCUUUUACCCUGUAAAGUAAAGCUUGAUGCCCAUGACAUGACGUGUCCAAAAUAAAUUUUCUUUUUUAUGUAUUAACUUCGAAUAAAUCCUACUGUCAUUGAAUUUAAGUUUUAUUUUACAGCUACGAAUAGUGCCUUAAUAAAUAAAUAUACUCGAAUUUUCACAAUUUACAUAUUUAUAUUAUGCGAUAUUUGUAUAGUAUUAAGUUUCAAUUACACGCAUUUGACAGAUUUUAAUUUAAACUUUUUUAAGUAGACUCCAUUUAAGAAGAAGUCUAAAAAAUAUGAAAACUGUGACUGCUCAGCUCUGAUAGUCCUUAAAAAUCAAAGUCUUUCA
Messenger RNA from Ostrinia furnacalis (Asian corn borer), 2076 nucleotides. It is a transcript of the gene cv, whose product is annotated as twisted gastrulation BMP signaling modulator crossveinless. The record is from RefSeq and is a predicted model, not a curated record. Gene Ontology annotation, biological process: regulation of BMP signaling pathway. The coding region runs from base 260 to 982 and encodes 240 amino acids. The transcript is spliced from 5 exons. Lineage: Eukaryota; Metazoa; Arthropoda; Insecta; Lepidoptera; Crambidae.